CGCACAAAUAUAUCUGCCGUCCGUCUACCGGAUUCAGAAGACACACUAACCUGUCGACCGCACGCAUGCCAUCUCCUCUCAACUGCGCUGCUCCUUUUGCCGGCCAUCAUGACAGCGCCAGGCAUCUACUUCCCGGUGAAGGGCUACGUGCGCGCUGAGCUCAUCAUCAACUGCAUCGUCGUCACCCUCGUCCUCGUGGUAGUCUCCCUGAGAGUUGUCGGACGUGUCAGAGGUCCGGGUGUAGGAUGGGAUGAUAGAAUGGUCAUGGCCGCGACGCCUUUAGCAGUGGCCAUGUUGGUGUGUCAAGGUUUCUUCGCUCGAGUUGGCAACGGCUGGAGUUUGAUCGAGUACCCAGAACUCGUCGUCAAUGUCCCCUUCAUUCUCCAGUUGACCUUCGGGAUGCAAAUCGUGUACGUCACAUUGCUUUCAUGCGUGAAGAGUAGCAUGCUGUUCUUCUUCAUUCGCGUCUUUCCCACUCGAUUCAUGCAGCUCUCGUCCAAGAUUUCACUGGGGUUUGUCGGAGCCUGGACUGUUUCCUACCUGUGCGCCUGCAUCUUCAUCUGCAACCCAGUCGAGGCACAAUGGACAGGCUUGGGGGUAUGCGGCGAAUACAUUCACAUGAUCCAAUCUUUGAUUGCGACCAACGCCUUGGGCGACCUCGUUAUUAUGGCGUUGCCGAUGCACAGCAUUUGGACUUUGCAGACUCGCAAGUCUGAAAAGAUCGGUAUCACAUCUUGCUUCUUGUUAGGUCUUGCCUGUGUUGUCUGCGCGAUAUUCCGGUUAAUUUACAUCUCCACUGUCGAUCUUGCCGGCAACGUUACGGGCACCAUGCCCACCACCGUCUUCCUCUUCACGCUCGAACCGAACCUCGCUGUCCUCUGCGUCAGUAUUCCGAUGCUUCGACCAUUCUACGCGAAAUACAAGAGGAGGAUGGGAGGGUCCAAGCUGGACGAAUAUUCCGACGAGCGGAGCACUGGAUUUAGAGAUCAGAGCCAACGGUCCGCUCCGGUGAGCAAAGUUCGGUCGGGAUCAAACCCCGACAGCUCGUCGUGGGAGAUGGAUAACUACUACCCACCUGGCGGAGCGCAGGACGCUACAGUCACUGGGUUGGGAGAUGAAUCGGGAUCGGAGAAGAAUUUGACAACGUCUUCCAAGCUAUCCAACGAGAUUCGGGUUGAGACUAAGUGGUCGAUAACAACUCGCCAAAUGUAGCAG
This is a messenger RNA of Ilyonectria robusta, 1215 nucleotides long. RefSeq lists its product as uncharacterized. The record is from RefSeq and is a predicted model, not a curated record. The transcript has 6 exons. Lineage: Eukaryota; Fungi; Ascomycota; Sordariomycetes; Hypocreales; Nectriaceae. Bases 109 to 1212 code for a protein of 367 amino acids.